Columba livia (rock pigeon) is the source of this 2176-nucleotide messenger RNA. RefSeq names its product RAB40B, member RAS oncogene family (gene RAB40B). The coding region runs from base 489 to 1325 and encodes 278 amino acids. Gene Ontology annotation, molecular function: GTPase activity; GTP binding. The record is from RefSeq and is a predicted model, not a curated record. Gene Ontology annotation, biological process: intracellular signal transduction; protein localization to plasma membrane. The transcript is spliced from 6 exons. Lineage: Eukaryota; Metazoa; Chordata; Aves; Columbiformes; Columbidae. Gene Ontology annotation, cellular component: plasma membrane; synaptic vesicle; endosome.
GGCUCGGCGUUCUGUCAGAGCGGCGGGCAGGCUGAGCGGCGGCGUGGGGCGGCGGGGACGCGGGUGGAGGAGCGGGACGGAGCCCCUGCAGCCGCCGCUGUCACCCUCACAACUCACCCGCCACUCCUUCGCGGCAGCACAGCGCCCCGCGGGGUGAGUGCCGGGCCCUCUGUCGGAAGAUACAGUCGUCUCCGUUGUGUCCUGACAGGAGGCGCGCUGCUGCUGUCCCCCGCUGCUGACACUGCUCUCUGCCGUCGCCGCGGGAGACGCGCCCCUAGAGCCUCCCCGCUCCCCCGCGGCCGGGGAUGGCGCGGCGGGCGCUGGCCCCGCUGCCGUGACGGGACCGCGCCGCCGCCUCCCGCCGCUCCCCCGCCAGCACCGGACAUGCCGCUGCCCGCCCGCAUCGCUGCCCGCCACCGUGACCUGGCCCCGCCGGGCCCCGGGAUGGGCCGCGGGAGCUGAUCCGUCAGGGGGCAACGACGAGAAGGAUGAGCCACGGGGGGAGCCCUGUGAGAGCCUACGAUUUCCUGCUCAAGUUCCUGCUGGUGGGCGACAGCGACGUGGGCAAGGGGGAGAUCCUGGCCAGCCUGCAGGACGGGGCCUCCGAGUCGCCCUAUGGGUCCCACACGGGUAUAGAUUAUAAGACAACAACGAUUCUUCUGGAUGGCCGGCGGGUCAAGCUACAGCUCUGGGAUGCAUCAGGGCAAGGGAGAUUCUGCACCAUAUUUCGGUCUUACUCAAGAGGAGCCCAGGGAGUAAUACUAGUAUAUGAUAUUACAAAUCGUUGGUCAUUUGAUGGAAUCGAUCGGUGGAUAAAAGAAAUAGAUGAGCAUGCUCCUGGUGUACCAAAAAUCCUGGUUGGAAAUCGCCUUCACUUGGCCUUCAAGCGCCAAGUGUCUACUGAACAAGCACAAGCCUACGCUGAGAGGCUGGGCAUGACUUUCUUUGAAGUCAGUCCACUUUGUAAUUUCAAUAUUACAGAGUCCUUUACUGAGCUAGCAAGAAUAGUAUUGAUGAGACAUGGAAUGGACAGGCUCUGGAGGCCCAACAAGGUUCUGAGCCUGCAAGACCUUUGUUGCCGUGCCAUAGUUUCCUGUACCCCUGUGCAUCUCGUUGACAAGCUCCUUCUCCCUGUUGCCUUAAGAAGCCAUCUCAAGUCUUUCUCCAUGGCAAAUGGCCUUAAUGCCAGGAUGAUGCAUGGACGUUCCUACUCCCUCACAUCCAGCAACAUCAAUAAAAGGAAUAGCUUAAAAAAAGCUAAAAUCCUCCGUCCACCACAGAGCCCCCCAAAAAACUGUGCACGAAACAGCUGUAAAAUUUCUUAAGCUCUCUGUGGGAAAAGGAACCUGGAUGGAAUCCCCUCAUGUGAAGCACUGAACACAAGGACUCCAUGUUUAAUGGUUGAGCACACUAUGUAUUUAUCACACUACAUAGCCAAAAAUAAGAUAAAUAAGUCUUAUUUUAGAGCUUGCUCACUACAGUAAUGCUGCUUUGGAAUGAAUGAUGGGUUCAGCGCAACUGAAAGGACGUGACAUUUUGCUCUUGGAUUUUCAUACUGCAUUUUGGUUUCUGAAGUGCGUGAUGCCAUUGCUUUUACUAGUAGAUGGGGAUAAUUAUCAUUACAUUCAGUUCUUAAUUCCAUAAAAUCUGGAAAUUGACUUACUGUGUAAUUGUAUAAAAUCUUGUGGUUUUGCAAACUAUUUAAAAAUAUAAAAAUGAGUCACCGGUUUGCGUAUUCAGGCAGAGGUUUUAAGUGCAAUGUAUUGUGUACAUUGUCAAAUUCUACAAAUAGUGUGAGAAAUUCUAGGAAUACUGCAAUUGUGCAUUUGGAUUUUUUGUAAAGCUUCCUUGAUAACUUUGAAGCACUAACUUAACUAAGCUAAAAAUGUAUAUAUAUAAUUAUUAUGCACAUACACAACAAGGUUUUGUCCCAUUAGUGUAUGUAAUAGAUUUGAUAAAGUUUUGGGUAUGUUAUUUAAUACUUUGGGGAAUUAAUUUGUGGUUUAAAUACUUAUUUUUCUGUUAAAAAAAAAAACAUUUUAUACCACUCUACAAGAAAGUUUGAGGACGAAAAUGCCAAAGCCACUGUGGUAAAAGGAACAUGACUUGAAGAGCUGCUUUAUAGGAAAGAACACUAUUUAAAAAAUAAAUAGAUGUUUCUGGAAAAGAAAUUCCA